GGGAAGCUAACAGCAUGACGAGUGGCAUGCGACCGUGAUUCGAGUCUACUACAGGAUCCAACGAAUAUCACACACCAUCCCAGGCGACCCGCAUAACAAAAACACCCGCAAAGUCCAACCGCCGCCCGUGCGCGCCUCGCAUACCCAAUCUGCCCAUCAUGGAUGCCAGCUAUCUUUCCCAGCAGGUCAACAGCAUCAUUGGUCAGUUGCAUGGCUUGUUUGACGAGAUUGGUGUCCCCAGUCAUGAUCGCGACAACCGAGAAGCAGAGCUCUUCACAGCUCUCUCAGAAACAUUGAAUAACCAGGUUAAGCUCGUCACGGCAGAGAAAAGGGAAUUGGUGGACGAGGCGGAAAGCAUCAUCACCCUAAUCCGGCAAAUGGAAACUUCACUUGAUGAUACCAAAACACAGCGGAACCAGGGGGAUGACGACCUGCAAAUCACCUAUCCUCUCACGCAAUGCCUGAAAGUAUUGAAAGAGAAGCAUAUGCAAAUAGCUAAAUUGCAUCGAGAGCGGUUCGAGCAAGUCAAAAAGCUCGUUCAAGCAUUAGAAUCAUACUCUUCCCACCUUGAGCCCACUUUCAUCAAGGUCGCCCUGCCACCCACAGGACCAAAACAGUCUCUACCACCAACGUUUGAUCUUUCGCCUGCGUAUGUCGACAAACUCGACGACGAGUUCACUCGAGUAUACGAAGAAUAUACGCGUCGAGUAGGGACAGUAAAGGCACUGUGUGAAAACAUUAUCCAACUCUGGGCCGAACUUGGGACGCCGCAAGCUCAAACUGACAGUGCCAUCGUAAAGUAUUAUCGAGAUGCUCCAGAACAACUCGGUUUACACGAAGAGGACCUCUCUAGGCUACGGAUCAGGAGAGACAAAUUGGCCGAUGACAAAAAAUCUCGUGAGAAACGCCUCAAGGACCUUAAGAUGGCCGUUGAUGCACUUUGGGAGAAACUUGGUGUCGAGGAGUCCGAGCGUAAAUCGUUCCUUAACAGAAACCGUGGCUGCGGCGUUCGGCAGAUCAACGAAUUCGAAGAUGAGCUAACGAGGUUGAGUGAACUCAAGCGACAGAACUUGCACCUAUUUGUCGAAGAUGCCCGUUUUAAGUUACAGGAACUUUGGGACGCUCUAUAUUUCUCCGAUGACGAGAUGCUGGAGUUCACGCCAGCUUUCUCUGAUGUCUACAGUGAUGCGCUACUCGAGGCUCAUGAAAGGGAGAUAUCUCGCCUCGAAGCCUUGAAAGAUCAACGGGCACCAGCGUUGGCAUUGAUCGAAAGACACCGAACUCUUGUCCAUGAUCGCGAUGAACUGGCUGCAUCAAGCCAGGAUGCGUCACGUCUCAUGAUGCGUGGUCAGAAGGGAGAAAGGAGAGACCCCGGGAAAUUGCUUCGUGAGGAGAAAAUGAGAAAGCGAAUCACAAAAGAAUUACCCAAAGUCUCAGCAGAACUGGCCAAGCUAUUAGCAAAGUGGGAAGACGAAUACGGCCGUCCAUUCCUUGUUCAUGGCGAACGGUAUCUAGAUGUUCUGGAGCCCGAGGAGCCUAAGGCAGUUCCCGGGCCCAGAGCAAAGACCCCAGCAGGACCUAGAGGAGUACCUCCCAGCCGGGCGAAUAGCACUGCAAGCAGAGCUGGAACAAUCGCCAGGUCCAAGACACCAACAGCAAACCUUACAGGCACCGUGAGGAAAGGUGUGGCGCCCAGUCAAGCGCUUAAAGAUCUAAAAACUAGUCCCUCCAGAAUUCCGGCGCGCGUGCCCCUGUCGAAUCUCAAGCAUGGCAAUAAUUCCCCCGAAAGACCACGACCGGAGACUCGAACCCAAGGCGCAUUAAGACCAGGUCAUCCCCUAACAAGAGCUCCGCCUCCGAAAAUGAGGGAACUGGUACCGGCUCCAGAGCUAGAGACGCCAGUAAACCCAUAUCGAAGCGUAGGACUCGGUUCAGGUUCACAUGUACGGGCCGUUGAACCGGAGGAUGUAUAUGAUGAUCGGAAUUCCCAACAAAGCUAUGGGCGAUCUUACAUGCAUCAAACCUCUCACGCAUCUUUGCGUAGUGAGCGACAUGCUCAGUCUGCGUAUCCACAUGCACCUCCACCGAGACAGACCUCGAAUACAUCAACUGUCAUUUCCGGAUCAGAAAACUGGGAGACGUACGAUGAUGGAUCAGAGCCCGAGGCUGAUGCGUCCGACGCAUAUUAUGCUAAAGUCAGAGCAGCAAGAGGAAAGCGAUUCAGCCCUGAGGAUGGUUAUAUAGAUGCUCAAACCAGCCAAGUUAAGCGCGUUCGGGGCCUUCCUCCUUCUAUGCAUAUCAACCAUAUGACUGUAGAUGCCGAAGGCAACCGAACCAUCUCAGGGAGCGAAUGGACCGACGAAGACGCCUUCUCAUAGCCAUGUUUUCCAUUUACAGCUGAAUGAUAACGAGACGCCAGGCGAUACAUG
Molecule: messenger RNA, 2429 nt
Organism: Xylaria bambusicola
Lineage: Eukaryota; Fungi; Ascomycota; Sordariomycetes; Xylariales; Xylariaceae
Product: microtubule associated protein-domain-containing protein
Exons: 3
Coding region: 159-2378 (739 amino acids)
Biological process (GO): microtubule cytoskeleton organization; mitotic spindle midzone assembly
Cellular component (GO): mitotic spindle midzone; spindle; cytoplasm
Molecular function (GO): microtubule binding
Source: RefSeq, a predicted model, not a curated record